AUGCGUCAACGAAGGAUGAUGGAAAAUAAAAUGUGCAUCGUUUGCAAUAAAGAGGUGCCACUAGGUGCAAUUUCCUGCUCUUGUGGGCAUGUUUUCAUUACUAAACGGAUGCUUGAAUCUGGACAUAUCGAUUGGAGUGAACAAUUUGGCGUUAAAAGAAAAAGAACACACGGCGAGGAAGGCAAAUUGCAAGAUUUAGAUCAGAACGUAUUUACAGAUUUACGACUUAUGCGAAUUAAGCGUCAUAAAAGCAAAUACGGUAAAGGCACUACAGAAGAUCAUAGGGGUAGGCGAAAAAUUCGACAAAUCUCGUCAAACGGGAUGGCCAACAAAUACACCGCAAAAAGGAAUAACACUACUAUUGGGUCCAUUUCGCCUCCAACGGAGCGAUUAAACAAAAUAAAUCAUCAUCCUAGCCACAAUCUAAACUGUCGCGGUCUUAAGAACUCAAAAUCAAAGCAAAGACUGAAUGGCAAUCGAUAUAAGCCCAAGAUUACUCAACAAUUUCACCACCAAAUUAAUGUCACGGAAAAUUUAUUUAAAACUGCUGUAGCAGACAUUAAUAGAAAGAUAACGAAUCAAAAUCUACACGAUAUUCUGCUCAAAAGCAAUCGAUAUCAGAUGUAA
Molecule: messenger RNA, 627 nt
Organism: Trichoplax adhaerens
Lineage: Eukaryota; Metazoa; Placozoa; Uniplacotomia; Trichoplacea; Trichoplacidae
Exons: 4
Coding region: 1-627 (208 amino acids)
Source: RefSeq, a predicted model, not a curated record